Molecule: messenger RNA, 963 nt
Organism: Gallus gallus (chicken)
Lineage: Eukaryota; Metazoa; Chordata; Aves; Galliformes; Phasianidae
Product: olfactory receptor 14C36-like
Exons: 1
Biological process (GO): G protein-coupled receptor signaling pathway
Cellular component (GO): membrane
Molecular function (GO): olfactory receptor activity; G protein-coupled receptor activity
Source: RefSeq, a predicted model, not a curated record
GGCAACGGCCUCAUCAGCACAGCCGUAGCCUGCGACCACCGCCUGCACACCCCCAUGUACUUCUUCCUCCUCAACCUCGCCCUCCUCGACCUGGGCUGCAUCUCCACCACUCUCCCCAAAGCCAUGGCCAAUGCCCUCUGGCACACCAGGGCCAUCUCCUACGCAGGAUGUGCUGCACAGAUCUUUUUCUUUGUCUUCUUCAUCUUGUCAGAAUAUUUUCUUCUCACUGUGAUGUCCUAUGACCGCUACGUUGCCAUCUGCAAGCCCCUGCACUACGGGACCCUGCUGGGCAGCAGAGCUUGUGCCACCAUGGCAGCAGCUGCCUGGGGCACUGGGCUCCUUAAUUCCCUGCUGCACACUGCCAAUACAUUUUCCCUGCCUCUCUGCCAAGGCAAUGCUGUGGAUCAGUUCUUCUGUGAAAUCCCCCAGAUCCUCAAGCUCUCUUGCUCACACUCCUAUCUCAAAGAUAUUUGGGUUCUUGUGGUCAGUGCCUCUUUAGUAUUUGGGUGCUUUGCUUUUAUUCUUUUCUCCUAUGUGCAGAUCUUCAGGGCUGUGCUGAGGAUGCCCUCUGAGCAGGGACGGCACAAAGCCUUCUCUACGUGCCUACCUCACCUUGCUGUGGUUUCCCUGUUUCUCAGCACUGGUACUUUUGCCUAUGUGAAGCCCCAGUCCCUAUCCUCCCAGUCCCUGGAUCUGACCGUAACAUUUUUGUAUUCAGUGUUUCCUCCAGCAGUGAACCCUCUCAUCUACAGUGUUAGAAACAAGGAGCUCAUGUGUUCUGUUAGCAAAGUCAUUUCACAAAUGUUUAUGAACUGUGAUAAGUUCACUCUCUAUUCUUGCAGUCUUUAGUGUCAUUUGUAUUUAUUGUUCUCUGUGAUGGAUGGUUUUAUUCAUUGGAGUUCUACUGAGGAAUUAUUCUGGUUUGUUUCUAUUUCCAGUUGUAUGAAUAUGUGUCUAAAUGUA